Hypanus sabinus (Atlantic stingray) is the source of this 2346-nucleotide messenger RNA. RefSeq names its product angiogenic factor with G patch and FHA domains 1 (gene aggf1). Gene Ontology annotation, molecular function: nucleic acid binding; protein binding. The coding region runs from base 172 to 2295 and encodes 707 amino acids. The transcript has 16 exons. NCBI's taxonomy places the organism in Eukaryota, Metazoa, Chordata, Chondrichthyes, Myliobatiformes, Dasyatidae. The record is from RefSeq and is a predicted model, not a curated record.
GGGACGUGAGGAGGCGGGGACUCGGUGACGUCAGGGAGUAGGUUCAAAGAUGGCGGCUGGCGGUGUGGUUGCUAAGUCUGUCAUGUGAGGCCAGGGUCAAUCUUGACUGUGGGGUGCAGAGACUGGUGGGAUCUCGGCCUUUAAUGUAGAUUUCAUGAUUAACACUUAAAGAUGGCAACGACAGAUGGAGAUCUGCAAUUGGAUUGUAACUCUGAGUUGCGUGAUCUAAGACAGAAAGUCAUAAACCUGGAGGAAGAAUUAACUGACUGUAAAAAUCAGCUUUUGGCCUUACAGAAAGAGCUAAAUCAUACUGAGGUCCUAUACAAUGAUGCAAAAUGUUGCAAUGAAGAGCUUUACAAACAGGUUAACGAUCUUAGUGAAAAACUCCAUGAAAGAAAAAAGAAAGAAAGUAAUAAAACUGAUGUUGAAAUUCAGACAGAUCUUUGCUUUACACAUGAGAACAGAGACUUUCAGAAAGAAGAUCUUGAUUUUCAUUACCAUCUGAGAAGUGAUCAAAAUGAUGCGUGGCAAGUAUCAGGGCCUUUAGAGGAUUCCACUUCGGUGUUAGCUCAGUCUCAAACACAACCACAGACAGACUGCUCGCAGUUCUCAGAAACUGUUCAGACAGAUAGUUAUCAGUGCACCGAUUACCCUGAUGAAUCAGCACCACCAGAUGGAUCUGGAGACCAUAAGAAUGUGGAUGAAACUACAGGGGACUCAAAGAAUAUAUCUCUGGCAGAGAGUUUACGUGUUACUGCAGAAGCUGCUAUGUCACAGACGGGCUUCAUGUACGAUGGGAGUAGUGGGUUGUAUUAUGAUUACAGUACUGGGUUCUACUAUGAUUCGACAAACCAGCUCUACUAUGAUCCAAACACUGGAAUUUACUAUUAUUAUGAUGCUGGGAGUGGCCUCUACCAGUUUCAUUCUCGAGUGGAUCUACUUGCAUAUCAAACAGCAGAUACAGAGAAAAAGGUUAAGAAAAAACGAAAGGGAGUAGAAAAGUUAGAGCUAAAGGAAGAAAAGGAUAUUGAAGCUGAAAUAUCGAAAGCUUCAAGUAAUUGCAGGUUUUGGGACCUGAAAGAGAAUGAGUUACCAUCAGCAGAAAAACGAAAGAAAACAAAAAUGGUGGAUAUUGAUCAGAGUUCCUCCAAUGGACUCAAUUCAAAUCUAGGCUUGAGUAUCCAAGGUGAAGAGGAUGUUGAAGUAAAGCUGGAAGAGGCUGGGUUUGCAAGUGAACCAGAGGAAGGAGAAAUCACAGAUUCUGAGAAAAGCAGUUUAAUAGAUGAAGAGACAGAAGAAUCAGGUGAAGGUGAAGAUGAUUUUAUGAAUGAAGGUCAUCUGUGGCCUCCAUGUAUCCGUGUGAUGGUAGUGCGAUCACCAGUCCUGGAACCUGGUACACUGUUCAUUAUCACUGCAGAAAAGUCAGCUACUAUUGGAAGAGAGAAAGAUAUGGGCCAUGCCAUCAGAAUAGCUGAACUGGGAGUCAGUAAGUUCCAUGCUGAAGUAUAUUUUGAUCAAGAUCUGCAAAAGUACAUGCUUGUAGACAAGGGGAGCCAAAACGGGACUGUUGUCAAUGGGAACAGGAUCCUUGCUGUAAAAAAUAAAUGUGAUCCCCAAGGGUUGGAACAUGGUGAUGAAGUAAAAUUUGGGGAAACAGUAUUAUCAUUCCACAUCCAUCCUGGAAGUGAAACAUGUAAUGGCUGUGAACCAGGCCAGGUUAUAGCUCACCUGCGCCUCAAUAAAAAAGAAGAAUCUGUAGCUGUUCCAGUGCUGAGCAAGGAGGAGAAAGAUAAGUUACGGCGUCAUGAGUUAAAACAGAUUCAGGUCAAGUAUGGAUUACAGAAUAGUGCAUAUGAAAGAGGUAACUCAAUGAAGAAUUUGAUAUAUAAGGAUCGAGCUGCAAAACGUAGGCAGGAGAUUGGAAGUGAUGGCAUUUUCAAAAGAGAUGAUGCUCCUGCUUCAAUUCAUAUGGAAAUCUGUGAUGACAACAAAGGACGAAAGAUGUUGGAAAAGAUGGGCUGGAAGAAAGGAGAAGGACUUGGUAAAGGAAGCUGUGGAAUUAAAGAGCCGAUUCAAGUUCAACUUCAUCAGUCACAAUCUGGUCUGGGGGCUAAAAUACCGCUUUCAAUUGAAGAUGCACAACUAUACAGCUCCAAAAACCACAAGAACUGGGCCAAAGCCAGAGCAAGAUUUUCAGAAGCCUUCCAGCAGACUUCAAGUCAAAAGGAAGCGGAUACAAAAAUAUGUGCAAAAACUGAAUGUAAAAAGAGGGAUCCAGAAGAUUCUACGAUUUAAGUUUUCCAGUGUUCAAUUUUUUUUAAAUAAAAUGUAAAGCUGCUAAACGUU